AUGCAAUUCAAACAAAUAAAUUCUACAGUCGCUGCUGGGUUGGAAGAAAAUAUCUUAGAAUCUGAAUGUAUAGCGGCUUUGAAGAGUUUGGGUCAAAAUAAAGCACCCGUCCCUGAUGGGUUUCAGGUAGUGAUCAUUCUCAAGUGCUGGCACUUCAUGGGUGAUGACAUUGUGAAGGUAGUCAAAGAUUUCAACAACUGGGGAAGUAUAAAUUGGAGACUCAAGAACACGUUUCUCGCCUUAAUCCCUAAGAAAGAGGUGGUGGAAGAGGAAGUUGCUUUCAUAAAAGGAAGAAAAAUUCUGGAUUGUGCUUUGAUUGGGAACGAAUGUCUCGACUCGAGAAUAAAGAGUGACAUAUCAGGGGUGGUUUGUAAGAUUGAUUUUGAAAAAACAUUCGACCAUGUUUCUUGGGAGUUUGUUGCCGAGGUAUUGGAUAAGAUGGGUUUCGAUACUCCUUGGCACAAAUGGAUUCAAGGGUGCAUUUCUAAUACACCAAUCUCAGUUCUUAUAAAUGGGUCAGCUCAUUCAAAUUCAUUAAGGGGAUAG
Molecule: messenger RNA, 546 nt
Organism: Papaver somniferum (opium poppy)
Lineage: Eukaryota; Viridiplantae; Streptophyta; Magnoliopsida; Ranunculales; Papaveraceae
Exons: 2
Coding region: 1-546 (181 amino acids)
Source: RefSeq, a predicted model, not a curated record